This is a messenger RNA of Lobosporangium transversale, 1203 nucleotides long. Its product is annotated as NADP-dependent oxidoreductase domain-containing protein. The coding region runs from base 243 to 1151 and encodes 302 amino acids. NCBI's taxonomy places the organism in Eukaryota, Fungi, Mortierellomycota, Mortierellomycetes, Mortierellales, Mortierellaceae. Gene Ontology annotation, molecular function: aldose reductase (NADPH) activity. The transcript is spliced from 4 exons. The record is from RefSeq and is a predicted model, not a curated record. Gene Ontology annotation, cellular component: cytosol.
UUUUUUUUCUUUCCAUCUCCUUCUGUCAAUUAGAGUUCAGCAGCCAAUAGGAAUUGGUUUGGCGUAAAGAUUUUUCCUAAACCUUUGAAUUUACCCAAGUAUAAAUAAUAAAUAGACCAUCACCUUUUUCUUCCUUUCCAUUCGCUUUUUCUUUUCAUAUUCUGUCAUUCGCCUUUUGUACAUAUUCAUUUUUCUCUUGAUCCAUACUUUCAUAACAGAACUACAUAUUUACAUUAUACAUCAUGUCUCUUGGAAGAACUGCAAAGUUGAACACCGGCGCUACUAUCCCUUUGGUUGGUUUGGGAACUUGGCAGAGCAAGGCCAAUGAAGUCAAGAAGGCUGUAAAGAAGGCUCUGGAAGUUGGAUACCGUCAUAUCGAUACCGCUUCUAUCUAUGGUAACGAGAAGGAGAUUGGAGAGGCCAUCAAGGAAUCUGGCAUCCCUCGCGAGCAGCUCUUUAUUACCACCAAGUUAUGGAACACCUCCCAUCGUCCUGAGGAUGUCUUGCCUGCGCUUGAAACUUCCCUUAAGAACCUCGGUUUGGAUUACGUCGAUUUGUACUUGAUGCACUGGCCCAUUGAUUUCAAGUCUGGUCAUUCUGGAAUUCCGAGGGAUGAAAAUGGCAAGGCUAUCAGAGAGGGUGUUGAUUUUACCGAGACCUAUAAGGCUAUGGAGGACCUUAUUGCCACUGGCAAGACCAAAGCUAUUGGUGUCUCCAAUUUCACAGUGGCGAACCUUAGCAAGCUGUUGAGCUCAGCAAAGAUCAUCCCUGCAGUUAACCAGGUUGAGCUCCAUCCCGAGAACCCACAGUGGGAGCUCCUAGAGUUCUGCCAAUCCAAGGGUAUCCACAACACAGCCUACUCUCCUCUUGGAUCCACCGAUUCUCCUUUGAUCAAGCGUGAUGAGAUCACCAAGAUUGCUGAGAAGCACAACUCUUCGAAUGCUAAUGUCCUCAUUGCCUGGGCUCAGCAGCGUGGCACGAGUGUUAUCCCCAAGUCUGUGACCGAGUCUCGUAUUGCUUCCAACUUCCAGGAUAUUGAGCUGGACGCGGAGGACCUUAAGACUCUUAAGGAACUCUCCCAGGCCAGCCCCCCUCACCGCUAUUGUGAUCCUCAGGAGUCCUGGGGAGGUAUUAAGGUCUUUGAUGACUAAAAGUGCUUGAUCACACCCCGUAUAGAAAAUAUUUAUGUAAUAAACCUAGUAC